CUCGUAAUUCAUGAUUUAUCAUAUAUUUCCUGUGCAAAUAGACUUAUAUUAUAUGUAACUAUAAGUUUGUCCACAUCUAGACUAGUAAGAAAUUUGUGUUCAGUGCAAUAAUGGGAGGGUUAUUUGGUAAACACAAAAAACCGCCGAGCAGAAUAACCGAGCAAGAUAAGGCAGUGUUGCAGUUGAAACAACAACGAGAUAAACUAAAACAAUACCAGAAGAGGAUAGAAAUAAACUUAGAGAAAGACCGACAGUUAGCAAAGAAGCUACUGAACGAUGGUAAAAGAGACAAAGCUAAACUUCUACUGAAAAAGAAAAGAUAUCAAGAACAACUCCUACAGAAUACAGACGCGCAGUUAGAAAAGUUAGAACAGCUUACUCACGACCUUGAGUUUGCUCAAAUUGAAGUUCAAGUACUUGAUGGCCUGAAAACUGGAAAUGAAGCAUUGAAGAAGGUUCACGAAAUCCUGAAUGUAGAUGAAAUAGAAAAGAUUCUGGAUGAAACAAGAGAAAGUAUUGAUAAACAAAGAGAAAUUGAUGAACUCAUAUCUGGUCAACUAACAGAGGAGGAUGAAGAGGCUGUGGAAGCAGAACUCGAAGAGAUCCUUGAUAUCCAAGAUAAGCUGCCAGAGGUGCCUACAGAUAAGCUGCCAGAAGUGCAGAAAGAAAAGGCUAAGAAAGAGAAGGAAAAACGUAUUGCCAUGGAAGCCUCAUAAUUCUAUAAUAUUGUCAUUAUAAAUAGAUUAAGAAUAAAUUGUACCUAUAUUUUUAGAUAAAUUG
Hyposmocoma kahamanoa is the source of this 780-nucleotide messenger RNA. RefSeq names its product charged multivesicular body protein 6 (gene Vps20). The transcript has 2 exons. NCBI's taxonomy places the organism in Eukaryota, Metazoa, Arthropoda, Insecta, Lepidoptera, Cosmopterigidae. Gene Ontology annotation, biological process: vesicle budding from membrane; late endosome to vacuole transport via multivesicular body sorting pathway. The record is from RefSeq and is a predicted model, not a curated record. Bases 111 to 716 code for a protein of 201 amino acids. Gene Ontology annotation, cellular component: ESCRT III complex; multivesicular body.